AUGCGAGCUAUGCUGGCCCUUUGCCUGUCAGUGGCACUCCCUGCGCUCUCUUUAGCAUCUCGAGACGAGGAGCCUGAGACAACAAUGCAGCAGACGCAGCUGCUCCAGCACCAGUUGGUCAUCGAAGGUGCGGAGGAACGACGCUUGAAAGCAGCUCAGCCGCUCCACUGGGUUCACUUCCCGAAGACCGGCAGCUCCUUCGUCAACACCAUCGCCCACCUGCCCGGCACUUGCUCGUCUUUAGCCAGUCACGCCCUCAACGAAGACACGGUCGGCGGCGGCGCCUGCUGGCUGUCCCGCUGGUUCAUGGAGCGCUGCCAACAGGAGUGUCACGCUGACCAUUACAUUUGCCAACGGUCAUCGUGGCCACAUGUCCCUCUGACCAGCUACGCCACCCAGAAGGGUCACUUGGUGGGAAUGUUCCGUGACCCGGAUCAGCGUAUCCUUUCAGGCUACCAUGACGAGGCUAACAACUUUGCGGCAGAGGGCUACGGCAACUACUUGAUCGACAUGUCAAGCCACGAGAUCCAAGCGACAGGGGAGAACUGCACCGGAUCCUUAGUGAGAGGCUUGCUGAAGAGGCCACUGCUGGGCUUUGCCAGUGCGUGGAAAGGUGGUAUGACUUAUCAGCUGACUGCUGAGCACCAAACCAUGACAGCAUUGGAUUCGCGCAGGCCCACGGUGACGCUUCAGGACGCCUUGGAGGCAGCACGGCGGGUGCGCGAGGGCUUUGCCUUCGUGGGCUUGACAGAGCAGUGGGACCUGUCAAUCUGCCUUUUCCACAAGAUGUUCGGAGGACCAUGUCGCGCUUUCGAGUUCGAAAACACAAGGCCCAGCUAUGCAGGGAAGACCGCAGACCAAGACUAUGAUACCGCACAGCUUCAGGGGUGGCACGAUGACAUUGACGAAGUGGUGUAUGCCGCCGCUUCGGAGGUCUUUCGCCGAAACCUCAUUUUGUUCAACGUCUCGCAGGAGACUUGCGAGGAGUUCUGCAGCCACUGA
Molecule: messenger RNA, 1002 nt
Organism: Symbiodinium natans
Lineage: Eukaryota; Dinophyceae; Suessiales; Symbiodiniaceae
Source: the annotation of a GenBank genome assembly